AUGGAGCUAGGAGGGGCCUUCACCAUCUUUCUGGCACUCUCCUUGUCUUGUCUACUCAUCCUCAUUGCCUGGAAACGGAACAACAAGGGGGGGAAACUGCCCCCUGGGCCCACACCAAUACCCUUCCUGGGGAACGUGUUGCAAGUCCGUACUGAUGCCACUUUUCAGUCUUUCAUGAAGCUCAAGGAGAAGUAUGGCCCAGUCUUCACUGUGUACAUGGGUCCCCGGCCAGUAGUUGUUUUAUGUGGACAUGAGGCAGUGAAGGAGGCCCUGGUAGACCGAGCAGAUGAGUUCAGUGGCCGCGGAGAACUGGCUUCAAUAGAGCGAAACUUCCAAGGUCAUGGUGUAGCUCUGGCUAAUGGAGAACGAUGGAGGAUCCUCCGACGCUUCUCCCUGACCAUUCUUCGGGACUUCGGAAUGGGAAAGCGGAGCAUUGAAGAGCGGAUCCAGGAGGAGGCUGGCUUCUUACUAGAGGAAUUACGGAAAACCAAGGGUUCUCCCAUCGAACCCACCUUCUUCCUGAGCCGCACUGUCUCCAACGUCAUCAGUUCUGUCGUCUUUGGAAGCCGCUUUGAUUAUGAGGACAAGCAGUUCCUGAAGCUGCUGCAGAUGAUCAAUGAGAGUUUCAUUGAGAUGAGCACACCUUGGGCACAGCUAUAUGACAUGUAUUCUGGGAUCAUGCAAUAUUUGCCAGGAAGACACAAUCGCAUCUACUACUUGGUAGAAGAACUCAAGGACUUCAUUGCCUCUAGGGUGAAGAUCAACGAAGUAUCUCUUGACCCACAAAACCCUCGGGACUUCAUCGACUGCUUCCUCAUCAAGAUGUACCAGGAUACAAAUAAUCCCCACACAGAAUUCAAUCUCAAGAACUUGGUCCUGACCACACUCAACCUAUUCUUUGCUGGCACAGAGACUGUGAGCUCUACACUACGUUAUGGAUUGCUGCUAAUGAUGAAGUAUCCUGAGGUGGAAGCCAAGAUCCAUGAAGAGAUUGACCAGGUGAUUGGACCACACCGGAUCCCGAGUGUGGACGACAGAGUCAAGAUGCCCUACACGGAUGCUGUGAUCCAUGAGAUACAGAGACUGACAGAUAUUGUACCCAUGGGUGUCCCCCAUAAUGUCAUCCGGGACACUCAUUUCCGAGGCUACCUUCUGCCCAAGGGCACUGAUGUGUUCCCCCUGCUUGGCUCUGUCCUCAAAGACCCCAAAUACUUCCGCUACCCAGAUGCCUUCUAUCCCCAACACUUCCUGGAUGAGCAGGGCCGAUUCAAGAAGAAUGAAGCCUUUGUACCUUUUUCCUCUGGAAAGCGCAUUUGCCUGGGCGAGGCCAUGGCCCGCAUGGAACUCUUUCUCUACUUCACAUCCAUCCUUCAGAACUUCUCUCUACACCCGCUGGUGCCGCCCGCUGACAUCGAUAUCACACCCAGGGUCUCAGGCUUUGGCAACAUCCCUCCAACCUACGAACUCUGCCUCAAGGCCCGCUGA
Messenger RNA from Odobenus rosmarus divergens (Pacific walrus), 1485 nucleotides. Its product is annotated as cytochrome P450 2G1-like. The coding region runs from base 1 to 1485 and encodes 494 amino acids. Gene Ontology annotation, cellular component: cytoplasm; intracellular membrane-bounded organelle. Gene Ontology annotation, biological process: xenobiotic metabolic process. NCBI's taxonomy places the organism in Eukaryota, Metazoa, Chordata, Mammalia, Carnivora, Odobenidae. The transcript has 9 exons. Gene Ontology annotation, molecular function: oxidoreductase activity, acting on paired donors, with incorporation or reduction of molecular oxygen, reduced flavin or flavoprotein as one donor, and incorporation of one atom of oxygen; iron ion binding; heme binding. The record is from RefSeq and is a predicted model, not a curated record.